GGUGGCACUCUCUCAUAUACACAUUCAACCAUCCACCAAGCUCUCUCAUUCGCCUAUCUAUCUGUAAAUACAGUUGUUUACAUGUUUAGUCAAACGGCGCGAAGCUGGCUCAUUUAGCCGGCUGAGACCCCUUUCUCUCUCUCCUACCUUCCUACGCACGUACACACAUUACCUACAUCCCUACGCCUAUGUAUGUAUAUAUGUCCACUAAUCGCAUUUGCGUAUUUCUUCUAUUGUUUUUCGUUCUGUAGUUGAUCUUCUUCUGGUGGAAUUUUUCCUUGCUUUCGAUUCUCUAUUUUGAAGUUGAUCAGCCCUAUCAAACGUUGCAACGCAAACGAAGGAAGUUUGGCGUCUUUAGAAAAUUCGUGGCAGGAAAAAAGGGUUACUUUAGAUCUACAAAAUUUUGGGGAUUCUGGCAUUCAAGCAAGAGAUAUUGGUUUAAAACUUGGGACGUUUUAGCUGUAAAAGUUUUUUUUUUUUUUUUUUUUUUGGAGAACGUUUGAAAAUGGUAAAUUAGACACUACCUUUCAUAGUGAUUUAUUUUAUAAAUGUUAGUAAUAAAUAUAUGUAGUUAAAUUGGUUAUGGACAUAGCAUAACAGGUGUAGCCGUGUAGGCAAAACACGAAAACGUCUUUAUCUGUAUGCCUAUUUUGUUUACAUACAAUUAAUUUUUGUAUACGUGAAUAUUGUUCUCCAUUUAUUAUUUUGCCUGUCCCUAAAAAAUUGAUUAUUUUACCUGUUUUUGCGCACUGUUACUACUCCAAGGUAGUAUUGAAUUUAUUUACCUUUGAAAAGUGGCGACCUAUUUUUGUCUGCUUCCUUACCAUGACAAAAGGAAGGUUCCGAAGCUUAAUUUUAGUCAUUUAGGCUUAUACACUAUUUUGUUUUUUUUUUUUCUCGACAUAAGUUUCAAGAUCACAGUAUUCUCUUGAUUGCUUUUAUUUUUCUCAGGAGAUUUGUGCGAGUUGAAUGUUUGCGACACAACUGCUGAGGAUUCUCCAAACUACUACUAGUGAUGUGAAGUGUGAAACCUGUGUCUGUGACUCAGCUGCACAAGACAUGAUCAUGAAGGAAAAUCAGAAUGGAACUCGUUACGACUCUAAUUAUUUGGGGAGGGACUCUGAUCCCCUGGCUGUUGGAAGUAAAGAAAAAUGCCUGUUAAAUGGUCUUAAAAGGGACACCCAUCCUUCGCUUUUUGAGCAAAAAGGUGCACAGAUGUAUUGGAACCCUAAAGUUGACGAUGAUCUUUUGACGGAUAAUCAAAACAGAAAUGGACACCUUAAAGCGGACGAAUUUCAAAAUAGACCUCUUUGUCGUCUGGAGAGUCUGGAGGAUGAUAUAGAUUCAGUAUCGUCUGACACAAAUGCUAAAGACGAAGUGCAAACCAAGCCAGAGCAUAAUUGUGCUGCGGCAGGUGAAGAAUUUAUGUAUGGUAAUGAAAAUGAAUCAAGUGAUUGUAGUUCUCCAUAUGUAUCUGCUGCUUCCGACUUGUUCAGUAGCAAUGAAAAUAUGUUUACAGAUAAAAACGUGUUGGAAUAUCAGCGGCCUGAGUUAAUAGUUUGCUAUAAGGAAAUCAAUUAUCAUGUUGUGAAGGAUAUAUGUGUCGAUGAGCGAAUGCCUACGAACAGAAGAAUUUUGAUGGAUAAUAGUGACGGUGAUCAGUCUGAGAAUUAUUUUCCUCAUCCUCUGAGUGAUCAUAACCAUCAUAAGGCUACUGGAGGUGUUGAUGCCGAACUUCUCAUAUCAAAUGGACUAGCAGCUACAUCGCUGGAUAGUGCAGACUUUACUGUUGCUAAUCAGCAGGGAAGCAAAAAAGAAAGCAAUGGGAUAUUACUUGUCCAAGGCCGGCCAAAUUUGCCAUCAGAAAGAUCUUCAUUUGAGGAUACUGCCACUGGUUGUAAUCUGGAGGAGUCGAUGCAGAUAGAUGAAAUGAACUUUGGAGCAACUAGAGAAAUUGCAAGGCAUGCUUCAGAUGAGGAGUCAUUUGUAGAUAGGACUCUUCCAAUUCAAGAAUUUGGCACGCGUAGUUUCCUCAGAUCUUUUCUGAAUGCUUUUGAUGCUGAGGGAAAUGAAGUGAAACAGCUGCCAGAUCAGAUUUCUUCUGCAAAAGCAGAUUCUGAAGGUCCUGCUGCAACAUCAACAGAAGCAAGGCCAAAGGAAGAUGUGCAAACAAGCAGCUUAAAUUACAACAGUAAGGUGGAAACAAGAAGCAUAACAUUCAAUUUCAACUCCUUGGCACCCGUCGUAGGUGGUGCUAAAAAUGGGAAAACAGAACUCAUUAAAGAACAGUCUGUUGACUCAAAAGAGGUGACUCACCAAAAGAAUGAAGAGUCUGACAUUUUCACAGAUCCUAGGCAAAGUCAAUGGAGCAGCAAGGACACUAACACCAGAGAAAUCUCUGGCAAAUCCCUCAAUAAUGACGCAUUUCCAAAUGAUUUUUCAGCCAGAGACCAACCUCAGAAUUCUAGCAGCAACGAUAAUGCUCUAGCUCUAGAUCAGUCCCUUGACUGCAAGGAUGAUAAGUAUGCUGAUAAUACACCAGUUGCUAGCUUACGGAGAUAUGACCUGGGGGAGUCGAGCUUUUCUGCAGACAGUUUCAUCACGCACUCAGGGCCAAUAGCAUUUUCUGGAAACGUCUCCCUUCGCUCGGAUGGCAGUGCAACGAGUGGCAGAUCUUUUGCUUUCCCAGUAUUACAAUCUGAAUGGAAUUGCAGUCCAGUGAGAAUGACAGACGCAGAUAGGAGACGUUUCCGGAGACACAAGGGUUGGAGAUCAGGCCUUCUCUGUUGUAGAUUCUAACUACAUCUUAGGUUGUUAGGUGCAGAUAUCCUGUUGCGCAAUUUAAAUUUAAUUAUUGCUAUUGUAAUUAUAAUUUCUCUAGCGCUGGUUUUGUUCAUGAACGCUCAUGCUGAGUUUGAAUCCAAACUCAGUGUCACACAUAUUGUCUAUUGUUUCUAAAA
This is a messenger RNA of Salvia miltiorrhiza (redroot sage), 2960 nucleotides long. RefSeq lists its product as uncharacterized. The coding region runs from base 970 to 2799 and encodes 609 amino acids. The record is from RefSeq and is a predicted model, not a curated record. The transcript has 7 exons. NCBI's taxonomy places the organism in Eukaryota, Viridiplantae, Streptophyta, Magnoliopsida, Lamiales, Lamiaceae. Gene Ontology annotation, biological process: regulation of asymmetric cell division.